Molecule: messenger RNA, 1005 nt
Organism: Colletotrichum higginsianum IMI 349063
Lineage: Eukaryota; Fungi; Ascomycota; Sordariomycetes; Glomerellales; Glomerellaceae
Product: Cell division control protein 2
Exons: 3
Coding region: 1-1005 (334 amino acids)
Biological process (GO): regulation of G2/M transition of mitotic cell cycle; signal transduction; protein phosphorylation
Cellular component (GO): cytoplasm; nucleus; cyclin-dependent protein kinase holoenzyme complex
Molecular function (GO): cyclin-dependent protein serine/threonine kinase activity; ATP binding; cyclin binding
Source: RefSeq, a predicted model, not a curated record
AUGGAGAACUACCAGAAGCUUGAGAAGAUCGGUGAAGGCACUUACGGUGUCGUCUACAAGGCGCGCGACCUCCUCAAUGGCGGUCGUAUUGUGGCGCUGAAGAAGAUCCGCCUCGAAGCCGAGGACGAGGGCGUUCCCUCCACUGCCAUCCGCGAGAUCUCCCUCCUCAAGGAGAUGCGCGACCCCAACAUCGUCCGCCUCUUCAACAUCGUUCACGCCGACGGUCACAAGCUCUACCUCGUAUUCGAAUUCCUCGAUCUUGAUCUCAAGAAGUACAUGGAGUCUCUGCCCGUUGCCGACGGCGGCCGUGGCAAGGCCCUGCCCGAGGGCAGCUCCGAGUACUUGGGCCGUCUCGGCCUCGGCCCGACCGUUGUCCAAAAGUUCAUGUGGCAGCUCUGCGACGGCGUCCGCUACUGCCACUCCCAUCGCGUCCUUCACCGCGACCUCAAGCCCCAGAACCUGUUGAUCGAUAGAGACGGCAACUUGAAGCUGGCCGACUUUGGUCUCGCGCGCGCUUUCGGUGUGCCCCUGCGCACUUACACCCACGAGGUCGUCACCCUGUGGUACCGCGCUCCGGAGAUUUUGCUUGGUGGACGCCAGUACUCGACCGGUGUCGAUAUGUGGUCCGUCGGCUGCAUCUUUGCCGAGAUGUGCACUCGCAAGCCCCUCUUCCCCGGCGAUUCCGAGAUUGACGAGAUCUUCAAGAUCUUCCGCACGCUCGGCACGCCAACCGAGGAUGUCUGGCCCGGUGUCACCUCGUACCCCGACUUUAAGAGCUCGUUCCCCAAGUGGAUCCGAGACGAGUCUCUGCCCCUGUGCACGAGCCUCGACGCCGAUGGCCUCGAGCUCCUCGAGAUGAUGCUGGUGUAUGACCCGGCCAGCCGCAUCUCAGCCAAGGGUGCCUGCAACCACCCGUACUUCGAGUCCUACCCCGACCAGAGUGCUGGUCAGACCACGAGAAGCAGCCGCGCCAACGAGCGCACCAACGGAUACUAUGGCAACUAG